UGCGGCCUCCUCCUGCUGGGCUUUCUCUUCGGGUGGUUUAUAAAGUCUUCUAAUGAAGCUACCAAUAAUGUUCCACAGUAUGGCAUGAAGAAGGCAUUUCUGAAUGAGUUGAAAGCUGAGAACAUCAAGGCAUUCCUGUAUAAUUUUACACAAGUACCACAUUUGGCAGGAACAGAAGAAAACUUUGAGCUUGCAAAGCAAAUUCAAUCCCAGUGGAAAGAAUUUGGCCUGGAUUCUGUUGAGUUAGCCCAUUAUGAUGUCCUGUUGUCCUACCCAAAUGAGACGCAUCCCAACUACAUCUCAGUAAUCACUGAAGGUGGGCAUGAGAUUUUCAACACAUCACUAUUUGAACCACCUCCUGCAGGGUAUGAAAAUGUCUCAGACAUUGUACCACCUUUCAGUGCCUUCUCUGCACAAGGAGUGCCAGAGGGGGAUCUAGUGUAUGUUAAUUAUGCACGGAUUGAAGAUUUCUUUAAACUGGAGCGGGACAUGAAGGUUAAUUGCUCUGGGAAGAUUGUGAUUGCCAGAUAUGGGAAAAUUUUUAGAGGAAAUAAGGUUAAAAAUGCCCAGCUGGCAGGGGCCAAAGGAGUAAUUCUGUACUCAGACCCUGCUGAUUACUUUGCUCCUGGGGUGGCAUCCUAUCCAGAUGGUUGGAAUCUUCCUGGAGGUGGUGUCCAGCGUGGAAAUAUUUUAAAUCUUAAUGGCGCAGGGGACCCUCUCACACCAGGUUACCCAGCAAAUGAAUAUGCUUAUAGGCAUGGCAUUGCGGAGGCUGUUGGCCUUCCGAAUAUUCCUGUUCAUCCGAUUGGAUACUAUGAUGCUCAGAGACUGCUAGAACACAUGGGCGGCUCAGCACCACCAGAUAGCAGCUGGAAAGGAAGCCUCAAAGUACCCUACAAUGUGGGACCUGGCUUUACUGGGAGCUUUUCUACACAAAAAGUCAGGAUGCACAUCCAUUCCAACAGUAAAGUGACCAGAAUUUACAAUGUGAUAGGAACCCUCAGAGGAGCAGUGGAACCGGACAGAUAUGUCAUCCUUGGGGGUCACCGAGACUCGUGGGUGUUUGGUGGCAUUGACCCUCAGAGUGGAGCAGCUGUGGUUCAUGAAAUUGUGAGAAGCUUUGGAAAACUGAAAAAGGAAGGAUGGAGGCCUAGAAGAACAAUUUUGUUUGCAAGCUGGGAUGCAGAAGAAUAUGGUCUUCUUGGCUCUACAGAGUGGGCAGAGGAGAAUUCCAGGCUCCUUCAAGAGCGUGGUGUGGCCUAUGUUAAUGCUGAUUCUUCUAUAGAAGGAAACUACACUCUAAGGGUUGAUUGUACACCACUGAUGUACAGCUUAGUAUACAAUCUAACAAAAGAGCUACAAAGCCCAGAUGAAGGCUUUGAAGGCAAAUCGCUUUAUGAGAGCUGGAAUGAAAAGAGCCCUUCACCCGAGCUCAGUGGCACACCCAGGAUUAGCAAGUUGGGGUCUGGUAACGAUUUUGAGGUGUUCUUCCAAAGACUUGGGAUUGCUUCAGGCAGAGCACGGUAUACUAAAAAUUGGGAAACAAGCAAAUUCAGCAGCUACCCACUAUAUCAUAGUGUCUAUGAAACUUAUGAGUUGGUGGAAAAAUUUUAUGAUCCAACAUUUAAAUAUCACCUCACUGUGGCCAAGGUUCGGGGAGGGAUGGUGUUUGAACUGGCCAAUUCCGUGGUGCUCCCUUUCAACUGUCAGGAUUAUGCUGUAGUUCUAAAGAAGUAUGCUGACAAAAUCUAUAACAUUUCAAUGAAGUACCCACAAGAAAUGAAAACAUACAGCGUAUCAUUUGACUCACUGUUUUCUGCAGUAAAUAAUUUUACAGAAAUAGCUUCUGUGUUCAGCAAAAGACUUCAAGACUUAGACAAAAACAACCCAAUGUUAUUGAGAAUUAUGAAUGAUCAACUGAUGUUUCUAGAAAGAGCAUUCAUUGAUCCUUUAGGGUUACCAGAGAGGCCUUUCUACAGGCACAUCAUCUAUGCUCCAAGUAGCCACAAUAAGUAUGCAGGGGAGUCAUUCCCAGGAAUUUACGACGCUCUCUUUGAUAUUAAAAGCAAAGCUGACCCUUCCAAGGCCUGGGCAGAAGUGAAGAGACAGAUUUCUAUUGCAGCCUUCACAGUGCAGGCUGCAGCAGGAACAUUGAGAGAAGUAGCCUAGAAGGGAAUUGAAAAGUGGUCCUGUUGAACUGCUGUAAUACACUGAAAAAUAAAAGUGUGAGUUUCUAGGUAUAUACAUGUGUAUAAGUACGUAUGUGUA
Fukomys damarensis (Damara mole-rat) is the source of this 2268-nucleotide messenger RNA. It is a transcript of the gene Folh1b, whose product is annotated as folate hydrolase 1B. The record is from RefSeq and is a predicted model, not a curated record. Lineage: Eukaryota; Metazoa; Chordata; Mammalia; Rodentia; Bathyergidae. The transcript has 19 exons. The annotation marks the transcript as partial. Gene Ontology annotation, molecular function: carboxypeptidase activity.